Messenger RNA from Lathyrus sativus (Indian pea), 1098 nucleotides. NCBI's taxonomy places the organism in Eukaryota, Viridiplantae, Streptophyta, Magnoliopsida, Fabales, Fabaceae. The record is from the annotation of a GenBank genome assembly.
AUGGUGAAUAAAUUUUGGGUUACUGGUAGAGAGAUAACUCAAAACAAUGGGCGUAUUCAUUCUAAUGAAUAUGAGAAUCAAAUCUCCAAUAAUAACUUAUUAUCAAAUACUCGCUUCCAAACACAACAGAAUCCUCUCACAAGUCUCAACAAUUACAGUCAAGAGAGGUAUCAGAAUAACAAUAUUGCUGGUGCUACAACACAACCAAUGGUUCAAUUCUCACUCUCUAGCAACAAUCCUUCUUCCUUCCUAACACCAGCUCGAUAUGGUCGAACAUUGCCUUUGAUUUCAAGAAGCAAUCCUUUCAUUCCUUCUUAUCUUCCAAACUCAUCUCGAAUUCCCUCAUCAAUUUUAGGCAACACUCCUCCCAUUCCUUCAUCUCUUCUAAACUCAUCUCGAAAUUCUUCCUCGAGAUCCGACAACACUCCUCUGGUUCCUCCUAACCCUCCAUACUCGUCUCGAAUUUCCUCAUCAAUUUUGGGAAAUACUUCUCGCAUUCCUUACUAUCCUCAUAAUGCAUCUCAAGAUUCCUCAUCUAAUGGUGUUACAACUGGAUGUCAAAAUUAUUCAAGACCAAUUCUUCAGAAUCAAAUGAAUUUUCGAUAUUCUCCAUAUCGUGAGGGUUCCAAUCAUACAAAUAAUAUCAAUCCUUUAGUAUUAAAUAAUUCUAAUCCUCGUUCAAGGACUGAUUUGAAUAGCUACCAAGGUUUGGAGGAUAUUUCAUUACCUAAUGCAAAUCCUAACAAUAAUAAUAAUAACCCUUUAGUAUUGAAUGAUUCCAAUCCUCGUUCAAGGAUUGAUUUGAAUAACUACCAAGGUUUGAACAAUAUUUCUAUACAAAAUGCAAAUCCUCCUCAACUUUGUCAUAUUAAAACUACUUAUUUAAGCAUGUUUUAUUCUUCAGGCCAUGGAGAAUCUGAUGCUUGGAGAGAGCCUGUGACUACAUCUGCUGCUAGUUUUAAUGAAACACAAACACAAAAGAGAGAGCUACUUCUUUUCAAGGAUGACAAGAAUACAAUUCAAACCAGAUUGGUGAUUGAAAUUGACGAUUCAGAUGAUGAUGAUGAUGAGCAUUUGGAUCUCUCACUUCAUCUUUAA